GUCAACAAGACACAGCACUAGUAGUGGCGCUAGAUAACUAUAAACGAUUCGGUAAAGGUCGAUUUAAAAUGCUUCCAGGUCACAACAAGCCGUUGUAUUAGAACGGAUUUUUAAGAAAGAUGGUUUACAUUUAAACAGUUAACUGAUUCGACAGCGCGAUUUAAUUACGAACCCAAACAACAUUUAGAAAGUCCGUUAACUACAGAUGCUAAAUUAGUGGUGACAUUUCACUUGUGAAAAGCCGGAAACCUUUUUCUGCUGUUAUCAUAGCUUGGAAUCAGGCACGUGGUUCAGGAAAAUGUCAGUGCCUUUUUCCAACACUCACCUGAGGGUACCUCGGGGAUUUGGGGCCCUCUUAGAGGGACUGACCCGGGAGAUUCUGCGGGACCAGCCGGACAACAUCCCUGCAUAUGCAGCGCAGUAUUUUGACAAACUUCUGAAAGAAAGAGAAGAAAGUGGGAUGGACCCUUCUGAGUGGGCUGCCAGACUGGAAGACAGGUUCUACAAUAACCAUGCUUUCAAGAGUACUGAGACUGUUGGUCUUGAAAAGGAAACAGCAACAGAGGAGGCCCACGUUUCCAAGAGAAAACCAAGCGAAUUCGAAACUGAAGAAGAGCCAAGUCACUCAGUUGAAGAUGCAGCUCUUUCCACCGAACAUCUUCCAAUUUCAGAUAUAACUGAUUCGGCUGAAGGCUCACAGGAUGAAGAAACUGAACUACAAGAUACAGAACAGACAUCUGAAGCAGAUGAACAGAGCGGGAUAGACAAAGAUUAUGAGCUUACCGAAGCUGAACCUAGUCAAAUUAUCGGACUAGAUAGUGAAGUAGAUGAUGACCUACUACACCUGAGCUUGAUUCAGGUGGACCAAGCCGAUGAAACUUCAGAUGUAAGCGAGGGGGAAAGUCCUUCCCAAAGGUGGGAGGAUCAGGAAUAUAAGGAUGAAGAUCAACCAGUUGGUGCAUUUGGAGAGCAGGAAACUGUUGGCUCAGAAGAAGAGCAUACUGUAGAAUCAGAAUCACUUCAGAGCGUUCUACAUUUGACUCUUCUUGUGGACGCCUCUGCUUCAAAGCCUGGUGAAACAAAAACAUCAAUUUGUCAAGACGACACAUAUUCUGCUGAAGAGACAGAAACUAUAACAACCCAGCUUGAGGAAUUACCUGGAAAUCAGUAUGAAAUUCAUCCUGACACCCAACAAGAAGCAAAGGAUGAAGCUCAAAGUGAGAAGGAAAUAACAGACACUGAAAGUGAGAGGGAAAUAACUGAGACUCAAGGUGAGAGUGAAGUAACUGAAACUCUGAAAGAGAAGGAAAUAACAGAGACUAAAGGUGAAGGGGAAAUAACGGAGACUCAAGGUGAGAGGGAAAUAACUGAGACUCAAGGUGAGAGGGAAAUAACUGAGACUCAAGGUGAGAGGGAUAAAACUGAGACUCAAGGUGAGAGGGAAAUAACGGAGACUCAAGGUGAGAGGGAAGUAACUGAAACUCUGAAAGAGAAGGAAAUAACGGAGACUCAAGGUGAGGGGAAAAUAACUGAGACUCCAGGUGAGAGGGAUAAAACUGAGACUCAAGGUGAGAGGGAUAAAACUGAAACUCUGAAAGAGAAGGAAAUAACAGAGACUAAAGGUGAAGGGGAAAUAACGGAGACUCAAGUUUCUCCUGAGAAAAGCAGUGUAAGUCCAACAGUCUCUGAGAAGUCCUUCAAGCAGGUGACAUUUAAAGAAGAAGAUGAAAUUUUUACUCCUGAAGUGGAUAAUGAAUAUGAGGAGACUCCUUCUGAUAAUUCUGAUGGGACACCUGCUGAUGCUGAGGAAGAGGAAGGACCUGCUGGGAUUUAGGAGGAGAGCACAGCAGGCGCAAACAACAGCGACAAGGCCUGAAGAUUCUGGAAUGCCCCACACCUCGACCUCAUUCAAAGUUCAUGGGCUUUGAGCCAGGAAAAGAAAUAUUUUAAAUGAACUCCGCCAUUUUGGGUCAGAAGAUGGAUCAACUAACCUUGCAGAAUAUGCCGGGAGGUUGCUAAUGACUACAUAAGUGCUGUUUGUUGUUGUAGUUGUUGUUGUUGUUUUACCUUUUCUCCAAUAUUAUAUAUUUAAUCCUGUAUAUACUGUGUAUCCAUUUAAUCCUGCAUGUGUAUCCACAUAUGUUUAAUCCUGUAUAUACUGUGUAUCCAUUUAAUCCUGUAUGUGUAUCCACAUAUGUUUAAUCCUGUAUAUACUGUGUAUCCACUCUCAAAUAGAGAAUCGUUUAAAUAAAUCAUUAAAAGCUCAA
This is a messenger RNA of Xiphophorus hellerii (green swordtail), 2267 nucleotides long. Its product is annotated as chromatin modification-related protein EAF7. Gene Ontology annotation, molecular function: calmodulin binding. The record is from RefSeq and is a predicted model, not a curated record. The transcript is spliced from 6 exons. The coding region runs from base 299 to 1834 and encodes 511 amino acids. Lineage: Eukaryota; Metazoa; Chordata; Actinopteri; Cyprinodontiformes; Poeciliidae.